Messenger RNA from Platichthys flesus (European flounder), 4977 nucleotides. Its product is annotated as leucine-rich repeat-containing protein 43-like. The coding region runs from base 2810 to 4573 and encodes 587 amino acids. The transcript has 13 exons. The record is from RefSeq and is a predicted model, not a curated record. Gene Ontology annotation, molecular function: protein binding. Lineage: Eukaryota; Metazoa; Chordata; Actinopteri; Pleuronectiformes; Pleuronectidae.
AGCCUAUUUCUGGCGGAAAAAUCGGCCAGUCAGUGACAAGUUAUACAAGUGGUCAUACUUUCGGAUCUCUUCUGCCAAGUGCUCAUCUAUUUGGUCCAUAUUCGUUCUUCUAAAUCUUCCGUGAUUUCCGCGUAUUGUGGGACAUGAAACCGGAAACUAGACUCCGGACGGGAUGUAGUAAGCAGUGCAUGCGUGCAUGCAACCCGACUAUAAUUUGGCCUUCACACUUUACCAAUGCUCUGCAAUUUGCAAGGUGAUCAUUUUAAUAGAACAUGUAUCAGGCUUUAACUAAAGACACACUAUACUUCUGAUUGUGCCUCAACUGAAUAACUGUAAAAUGCAAUUAUUCCUCCAAAGGAUGCAAAGUACUUCAUUGAAAAUCAAAGCGAUAACGAUAAGAGUUUACACACACAAACACACACACACACACACAAACACACACACACACACACACACACACACACACACACAGGCAUAAUGAAGUCACCACUUGAGGGUUUGAGAAAAAAAUAUGGAAGACAAUCCUUUAUUAUAAAUAAAAUAAAUAGCAAAUAAUAAAUAGAGAUCUUUAAAUUAAAAAACAAUAAAUAAAUAGAUACAUUUUUGGUUGUCCCUUUAACAGUCUUUUUUGAAAUGCAUCACCCAUCGCCUUGAAGAGUACAUGAUACGGAGACCCGUUACUUUCCUAGUGUAACCAUGUGAUGUCUUUAUUUUUCUUAUUUUGCAUCCUGUCACCUUUGAGGGUUUUACAGCGGCUUUGAAGUGGUGAAGAAACCGGGUGGCGUUAGCGAUGAUGGGAUCGAACUGCUCAGUCAGGUUUCUGGUGAUGUUUGGCAGGUGGUUUCCCAGGUAGUCCAUGAUGGCACAGACGGAGGCCUUAAUUUUUUCUGUGGUGUUUUCAAAGGUUAUUCCUUCAGAGAACAUCCAAGUGUCUGACUCGUAUUUGCUCGGUUGAUCUCCUCCCAAUAUUAGUUCGACCUGCAGAGGAAGCGACAGUCAGCAUGACAGAGUUGAGAGUGCAGAGCAUCAGGGGCAGACAAUGCUUUAAUGGGGCCCCAAGCUGAAUUUAAAUUGGGGGCCCCUACUGCCUUGGUGCAGCUGAUCUUUUCAGACAUGAACUCAGGAGAAUUGUGUCUGGACUCAUGUCUUCCAAGUGUAUGGCUCGAUAUUGUCAGCCUGAGAUAUUUUUUUCCUCUUGUCAUUUUCUUUUCAUUUUUAGCCGGUCAUCAACACGUCCCCUGCUUUGUUCUCACAUGGAGUUUAUCUGGAAUUCAUUGCAUGUCUGAAAGUAGCUUUAGUGAUUGAUCAUUCACACAUUUACUGUAAAUCUAAUACGCAUUAAGCAUGUUAAUAUAAUAUUGCAUUUUGUCUAAUACAAUUUACAUUAUACUAUAUUGAUAUUCAAAACGCUUUGACCUUUAAGUUAUGUCACAUUAACUGAUUUUACCAAUGAGUACACGUCAACAAUUUUUAAAACAAAAUUAGGUUAUUCAACCUAAUUUGAUGAACCCAAGCAUGAUGUGUUUACUUACAUAAUUCCGUUCGGCCAUUCGAAGAUUACCAAGGGGUAAGCCAAAGUCCUCCAAGCUUUUACAAAGCGAUUGCUUGUCAAGUGGUCGCAAUACCACAAAGGAGACGUGCAUCAUGACGACGCAGGAAAACAGGAGCUCUGCAAGAAAAAUAUGACAGUGUCAUCAUCUGCAUCGUGAUUUAACAGGAAUCUUCAACAAAUAAGUGGAAUAAGUAUCAUAGAGUCAAAACUCCAGGUUACACUGAGACAGAACAAAAGAGGUAGCUUUCCUCCGGACAUCUUAGUCCCACGGAGUCGCCACAGACAAACAAGCAGCAGAAACAGGUUCAGGUUUCAAUCUUUUCAAUAAACUCUUAAUUGCAAUACCUCAAAAAUGUCUUACUCUCCAGAAAAUGAAACUAAUCUUAACAAUUCAACAUUCAUGUUAAACCAGCUUACCUUUAGAAAAAGACAUGGUGUGAUUUUCGUUGAGUCAGUGCCCCUUCGUUAACUCACUGAGCUUAUAUAUCCAAACACGGGAUUUUUUUGUUGCAUGUCACAUGCUGUUAGAUGACGCUUGAGUGGCAUUAUCAUCCAAAGGAAUCAUGGUGUAAUAUUUCUAUUUAGCAAUUGUAAGUCACUGUUCACCACAGAGGUUUGAUGUGGGAAGGUGGCGCAAACUGUCACAGUCUUAUCUGAUGUGGGAUGUGUACGUAGAGCAUCAUUCGCCCCAGAACGUUCAACCCACACAACCUGAGAUACAGAGGUAACCUGGAAAUUAUUAUUGUUAUGAUGCAGUCAAACUUUUAAAGAGCACGUGUUCUCUCUCAUGUUAAACCCUCAGGCUGGAUGUCACUCAACUCUGUUCCUUUCAGAAUCAUUUUACUUUCGUCUUUUACACUUAGUGUUACCAAAGACUUCCUCGACUCACAAAGCAGGAAGUCACAGUCAGUCAGCCUACGUUUACUAAAGAAAAAUGUUGAAAUGCUCAAAUCCAACGCUAUUGUAUUUAGAUUAAAACUCUGGUUUUGUCUAUUUCCUGUAUUUCUUCUGUUGUGAUUUCUGCCUCCAAAGACCCGAGAAGACACUGAUGAUGCCCGGAUGGUCUCUGUCAAGUAGCACUACUGUGGUUUGUUGACACUGACUGGACGCAGUGGUGUGGGCCACCGCUGUUACCAGGCAACCAACAACCAUCAGCACACAAACACUGGGGCCUGUUUCUUCCUGAAAGACAAACCGAACCCAUUACUGCAAACCCAGACACUGUCCUGCAGGUACUGGGACGAACGACUGCUGAGGAUGAGUCCACACACACUCUCUGCUGUGAUAGAGAAGCACAUCCGCCAGCUGUGUCUCACUGACUUUCCCUGUGGACGUGGCAGCUUGAGGAAGACGGUGGACGGGGCAGUGGAGACGGAGACAGUGGAGACAGACUCUCUCCUGGAUCUGCUGAUCUGUCCUCACUCUCCGUGGUGGCACGAUGCAUCAUGGAGCCCUCAAGCUGUGACCCUGAGGAAACUGGCCGUGCUGUCACCUGAACGCCUCCACACCGACUUCAUUCACAAGUACUUUACUGCGCUACGCAUCGUGGACGAGGAUGUGUCAGUCGUCGAUGGCGGCCUGUUGAAGUUCUCAAAGCUGGAGGAGCUGGUGCUGAGUGCCAACAGAAUCUCAGAAAUCCCUGCAGACAACCUUCCCUGCACUUUGAAGGUUCUGGAGCUACGUGGCAACCAGCUGUCCGCUCUGAGCAGUCUCACCAGACGCCCCCCCCCCCACCUGUGGUACCUCGGCCUCGGCUCAAACGGUCUCGGUUCCUGUCAAGACGCUGCUGAUCUUUCUGGAAGACACUGGCCGCAGCUGGUGUGUCUGGACCUCGGGGACUGUGAGUUUGAGGACCAGAGGGCCCUGCUGAGCGCCUUGACCACUCUCCCCUGCCUCAAGACGCUGGUGCUGGAGGGAAACCCCUUCACCCUGGCGCACUCGUACCCGGGCCUCACUGUGGACACUCUGCCUCAGCUCUCUUGCCUGGACCACUCAUGGAUCACCCCUGAGGAAAGACAUCGCUUUCAGGGCCUGGCCAAGCUGAGCGAUGUGACUGUGGACCAGGCCUCGGUCACAGUGAGAGUGGGCAGAGUGAAGGGAAUCCCAGACCCACUGAUGAGUGUGGAUGAAACUGCUCCCGACUUCCCUGUUGUCACCUACAGCUAUUUCAUCACAUACGAGUUCCUCACUGAUCAAACCCCUGUUGACCAGAAAGUUGCCGGUGAGUCUAAAUGUGACACAGAGCACGCGACAGAGGACGACUCCAGUGACGCUGACCCACAAUCAGAUAAGAACUGUGAAAGAGAGAAGUCUGCACCAGACACUGGCGAGUUGAAUCCUGAGGAGGCCUGCUGCGAUGUUGCACCUGUGUCGAGACACAGCACGUCAAAGCUGACCUGGUCAGAGCACAUGGACUUCAGCGACACGCACGUUCACACUGGCAGUGACCUGGGAGGCUUGAAGAAAUUCCUCAGCCGAGGACUUUCCCUCAGGGUUGAGGAAGAAAAGGUGCUGUCCUGGCCCGCAGCCUCUGAAGAUGUCGCAGUGGCCAAACCGGGCCGACCUGUCAAAGAGAAGAAAGGCGGCCAAGAGAGAGAAGUGAGAUCAAGUCCCCCAUCAAAUCUGGUCCUACCAAAGACAAGUCUAGAGACAAGAAGAAGAAGUCAGAAUCGGAGCUGGUCCAGGACGCCCCCGUCAGGAGAAGCCUCGUCUCCGUCCACGUCCCCCUGCAAAGUCUGGUCAGAGGAAAUGGAAAGGUCGACGUCCUCUGUGACCUCGGUACCCUGCACACAGAGUCUGUGGUUGAACCUACACCAACAUUUGAGAAGUAGGAUCUGGAAAAGAAAAUCAAAGAGGAAAAGAAGAAGGAGGACAAGGACUCAAAGAGGAGAGGAGGCAGUGGUACAGCACAGAAGAACACAUCAAAAGGUAAAGGAAAGGCCGGAAGGGAGCGUGAGGCGGACGUGGUCCCCGCCUGCAGCUCCGUGUGCGACCGCUUGCAGCCAGCGACAGUGGAGCUGAGUGUGGAACUGGAGAGAUGGAAGUCUGAGUCUGAAGCUCGCGGACUCCUGCACACAAAGCAAAACCCCAAAAGCACAGAGACCGGAGGGUUGAAUUGAAUUGCAUAUUGAAUCUGUUCUAUUGGAUUUGGGCUGCAGGUGUUGUCCUCCUAAGACCUUUGUGUACAGGUUAGUCUUCUUCAGCUCUUUGUUGAAAGCAAAUAAAUAUGAUUUAGCCUAAAACUGAAAGGUAAAGGAGAAUCCACACAAUUGGAUUUCACUGUGUUUGGAAUAUAAAUAAAAUAAAAUAAAAACUGGAAUGGCUCUACUCGCAUACCUCACAACAUUCACCUUCAAUUUUACCAAGGGACACACACCCUAAAUAUGUGUGCCACUAUCAAUGUCAGAUCCAUUAAUAAUUCUCUG